CUCCGUCUCUGUCUCCCUCACUCCCAAUCAAUAACCCAAUUAUUUAGGGUUUUCUUCCCUCCUAGGGUUUCUCUAUUUCCAAAAUCCAUCAACCAAUCUUCGGCGAUUGCCGUCGUCCCGAUAAUCAAUCAAUUAUGACCGGAAAGGCGAAGCCAAAGAAGCAUACGGCGAAGGAGAUCGCGGCGAAGGUCGAUGCAGCCACCACAAACAGAGGCGGAGGGAAGGCAGGACAGAAAGACAGGACGGGACAAGAUAAAGGAGGUCACGCCAAGUAUGAGUGUCCUCACUGUAAAGUCACCGCUCCUGACCUGAAAUCUAUGCAGAUCCAUCACGAGGCUCGCCACCCAAAGCUUCCCUACGAGGAAGAUAAGCUCGUGAAUCUACAUGCUGUCCAUGUUGCCGAUUCAUCCUCCAAACCGCGUCCCGGCGUUAGGGGCAGCCACAAAAAGUGAAGGGUGAGGGCCAAACUUAAAAAAACUACUACUUCCCAUGUUUUCCUUUUUUUUUUUUUUCCUUUUUAAUGUUUUCUUGGGUACGAUCUGGUUGUGUUUUUCCUUUCUGGUGCUUGUGGGAAGCUAUGAUGUUUUCAGUUAACAUAACAAGGGAGUUCCUAGCAUCUGCUUUGAUAGUGGGAUGGAAUGUAUAUUAGAGAUAUGUUAUUAUUAUGGUAAUUAUGAAGCGGGUAUGGCCUUAUUGGUAACUUUUCUGCCUUUAAUGAGUUGAAUUUAAUGGGAGUUGUUGGUUAUGUUUACACUA
Jatropha curcas is the source of this 756-nucleotide messenger RNA. Its product is annotated as protein METHYLENE BLUE SENSITIVITY 1. Lineage: Eukaryota; Viridiplantae; Streptophyta; Magnoliopsida; Malpighiales; Euphorbiaceae. The record is from RefSeq and is a predicted model, not a curated record.